Messenger RNA from Cladocopium goreaui, 2052 nucleotides. NCBI's taxonomy places the organism in Eukaryota, Dinophyceae, Suessiales, Symbiodiniaceae. The record is from the annotation of a GenBank genome assembly.
AUGUUCAAGGACGAGGAUCGCACACUGCGGCAGGCCGAUAGCCCAGAGGGCAUUGUGGGCCUCGGAGAUCUGGAGACCGUCUUCGUAGGACAUGGAGCCCCCUGCGAUCCCAACGAGAAAAUCCUCAAGGUGCUGCGCUACAGCUAUGACAAUGGCAACCACAAGGUGUCAGAUGGUUUUAACUUUCCUGCUCCAGGGGAAAUGUCAGUGAGGAGCUUUAAGGAAGCCUUGAUCAAGGCCUGUCUUCACUGGAAGUUCCCCGACGAGGUCAUGACAGAAGUCAUGCCAGAGAGCCCUGUGGAUCCUGUGGCCCCGCCACCACCAAUCGAGGUCGAGCGUGUCGAACGUGUCGGAGGUGCUGCGGAUCCCGAGAUGGUGCGAUGGCAUGGCAUGGUGGGUGCCAGCGCUGGAUGGGCACCACCCCGAGUCGUUGCCAGAACGGAGGCUGACGCGCGGCCUGGCUAUGCUGCCUAUGAUGCCUCGGAAUAUUUGGAUGACCCUGAGGUAUUGCAGGCCAAAGUGAAGCUUCUGGCCGAGAUGUGGCUCCGCGGCGGCCGCGACACAGUCGUCUAUACCGGCGCAGGGCUGUCCACGGCCAGUGGCAUUGGCGACUAUGCCUCCAAGGCAGGUGGCUCCAUUGCGCCACAUAAGAAAGGCACCAGUACGGGCAGUCGCUUAGAGCUCCAACCCACUGUAGCGCAUCAUGCUUUGGCUGCGAUCGAAGAGAAGGGUCUCAUUGGGAAUUGGGUGCAGCAAAACCAUGACAGGCUGGCACAAAAGGCUGGCUUUCCUCAGGCCAAGCUGAAUGAAAUCCAUGGCGCAUGGGGUGAUACCAAAAACAUGGUAAAGAUGAUGGACGACACGUUGCGCUCGGAUUUGCUGGAAUGGCUGGUGGCGUGGUCCGCCCGCGCCCGGCUCUGUGUGACCCUGGGCACCUCCCUCUGCGGCAUGACCAGCGACGAGAUCCCGCGCGCGGCUGCGGAGCGCUUCGCUGUGGCAGAGGGGGAUGGCUUGGUGAUCAUCGGUUUGCAACGAACCUUCUAUGAUGAGGCAGCGAGUCUGCGAAUUUGGGGUCUCUGCGACGAUGUCAUGAAACUCUUGGCGAAGGAGUUGCGGUUGAAGGUGCCAGAUCCCAAAGUCCAACGUCGUGGCGAGGAGUGGGUGAGGAGUCAUCCCAGACUCACCUACAACACGCCGGUGCGAAGCGCUAGGGAUCCCAUGUGUCCAUUGCGGGCUGCCCCUGCGACAGAGUUUCGCUUUUCUGUACUGAAAAAACUUUGGGGCUUUCAUGUGGCAGACUUGGGGCCCGUGGCUGUUACCUUCGUGGCACAUCGUGGCGAGGGGAGCGCCCUCAUGGGUUUUGCAGAUGGACGGCAGGUUGCGGUGCAACUCAUGGAAGAGGAGGAGGAGCUGGGACCUGAUGAUUUGCUUCUCUUAGUGAGGCCAUGGCGGGUGGUGGAAGCGCGGCUUCAUGCACCCACGGAGAUGGUGGUGUCCAAGAAUCAGCCUUUGGUUGAGUUCCAAGCCAAGUUGACUGAGCGCUACAAGGGCCUACUGCAGGACGGGAAGGACGAAGCCGACAAGGAGAAUCAACCAGAGAACCUGGAGGACAAGCUGGAGAUAUGUGUGGCUCACGCGACUGGUCCACCAAUGACCAUCAAGCGAUGUGAGACCUUGAAAUGGUCCGAGUCACGGUUGUGUGGCGUCUCGGACGUGACCUUGGCUGACCUCAAGGAGCUUCGGGACGGCGUGACACUCAUCGUCCGCUCCAGGGCUGCGGCCUUGCGUGGGGCGCAGGUGGAGAGCAAGGCUGUGAAGGGUAAUGGCAAAGGCCCCACCAAAGGCUCACAGGCCGGUCGCAAGGGAGCAGCCCAGGGGCAGGGCACACAGCCCACUGUGACGGUUGCAACUGCCAAAAGCCGCGCCGAACGGAGCUUGGUGAUUCAGGUAGCACACCCAGAGGCGGACGAGCUGGGAACUUCCUCCAUCUCCUCCUCGCCCUCCUCCUCGCCCUCCUCCUCGCAGCCUGAGGCAGGUGAGACGCCAGGGUAG